This is a messenger RNA of Aedes aegypti (yellow fever mosquito), 3557 nucleotides long. RefSeq names its product autophagy-related protein 9A (gene Atg9). Gene Ontology annotation, cellular component: autophagosome; phagophore assembly site. Gene Ontology annotation, biological process: autophagy of mitochondrion; protein localization to phagophore assembly site. NCBI's taxonomy places the organism in Eukaryota, Metazoa, Arthropoda, Insecta, Diptera, Culicidae. The record is from RefSeq and is a predicted model, not a curated record. The transcript is spliced from 14 exons. The coding region runs from base 410 to 3100 and encodes 896 amino acids.
GAAGAAGAGCGCCCAUCAUCAGAAAAGCAAAAACAACGGGAGGCAGCAGAAGGCAGAGAGAAACACACAUCGAGGAAGAUCAGAAAAUUUUCGUCAGUCACAGUGUUGUUGGUGUUGUUUUUUAGCAAGAGGAAAAACUCGCAUCUUUUACAUCCGUUUGUGGCCAGGACCCUCCGAUCCAGAGACCAAAAGACUGGAGCAGAAAUUCUACGCAUAAACAAACUGGAAGGAUGAUAAUCUAGCCGGAUGCCAAACGGGCUCUAACAAAGGAUAACAGAGGCGAAAAAUGUGACGCUAACUUCCGCGUAAGGCAGAUUCCAUAUUUCCACCGUAAAAGCUGUUACAGAUCUCUUUUUGUGGAGAGACUGUUUCACAUCCACUGGCAAGGCUUUCGAAGCGAGGGCGAGACAUGGCUAAAUCCGAUACGAGAACUUACGAUACUCUAACGAACCAGGACACGAAUCCUUUCAACAAUGAUGCUAACAAGCGGUCGCCCAUCAUCGACGAGGAGGAGACACCCCAGAGCAGUGGGUUGGUCAUUCAUGUCGUGCCGGAGACGAAUAAAGCACGAUGGAACCACAUCGAGGAUCUGGAUUCGUUUUUCAACCGGCUCUACUGCUACCAUCAGAAGCAUGGAUUCUAUGUGAUGAUGCUGCAGAAAGUGUUCGAACUGUUUCAGUUCAUGUUUGUCGUCGUAUUGAUCACAUACAUGAUCAAUUGCAUAGAUUAUAGUGUACUUUUUAACGAAAAAGAAACAGAACGCCACAAAGUUAAGCUAUCAGAUGCGAUGCUCCCACCAGCAGAGUGUGUAGCCGCGCUGGGAGGCGUCGACUGGCUGAUUCUGAUAUUGGCCGGCCUGUUUUGGAUUUUCCGGUUGUUCAAAUUCCUGUGCCAUCUGGUACAGUUUUGGGACAUCAAGCUUUUCUUCAACACGGCGCUAAAGAUUGAGGAUUCCGACUUGGAUAACCUCACCUGGCACGAGGUUCAGAAGAAGAUCCGUGAGGUGCAAUCGGAAAUUCAGAUGAGCAUCAACAAAGAACAAUUGACUGAGCUAGACAUCUAUCAUAGGAUAUUAAGAUUCAAAAAUUAUAUGGUUGCAAUGAUGAACAAAUCACUUCUUCCAUCUACGAUUCAACUGCCAUUCUUGGGAAAUGUAGUCUGCCUGAGCCAAGCUUUGCGCUAUAACAUAGGGUUAAUUCUUUUCUGGGGGCCAUGGUCUCCUUUCGAAAACAACUGGCACCUUCGGGAGGAAUUCAAGCGUUCAAGCCGCAGGCUAGAACUGUCCAAAAAAUUGGCUAAUCAAAUAUUUUGGGUGGCGGUGGCCAACAUUGUUCUCUCGCCGUUCAUCUUCCUGUGUCAGUUGAUGUACUUUUUCUUCAACUACGUCGAUCUGAUCAAAAAAGAACCAGGGACACUGGGUAUGCGUUGCUGGUCCCAAUACGGUAAACUACAUUUGCGCCACUUCAAUGAGCUGGAUCAUGAAUUGGAUGCGCGAUUGACUCGCGCCUAUCGGCCGGCAGUGAAAUACAUGAACUCGUUCUCAUCGCCCCUUUUGACUGUGAUUGCAAGAAAUGUGGCUUUCGUUUGCGGUGGUGUAGCUUCCUUGAUAUUUCUGUUAGCAGUCUACGAUGAAGACGUGUUUCAGGUGCAACAUGUUUUUACAAUUUUUACCAUUUUCGGCGCUGCGAGUGUUAUUUCAAGAUCUAUGAUCCCUGACGAGAACAUGAUUUGGUGCCCGGAACAAUUGCUACGAAACGUCCUUGCUCACGUGCACUAUCUUCCGGCAUCGUGGCGUGGCUACGCUCACACUUCGACAGUUCGCGAUCAGUUCGAGCAGUUCUUCCAAUUGAAGGCGAUGUACAUCAUGAACGAAUUAUUUAGCCCUUUUGUUGCGCCGUUUGUUCUGAUGUUUGUGUUGAAGCCCAAAGCUCUCGAUUUGGUAGACUUCUUCCGCCAUUUCACAGUGGACGUCGUUGGAGUUGGAGAUGUGUGUUCUUUUGCUCAGUUGGAUGUUCGCAAGCACGGUAAUCCAGAUUGGCAGAUCACCAAUAGUGCCAUCGAGAAGGAUUCCAACGAGGCCAUCAAUACUCCGGUGAUUGAGAACAAUCAGUACACUCAAGGGGAGCAUGGCAAGACAGAGCUGUCCCUGGUUCAUUUUACGCUGACCAACCCUACAUGGCAGAUGCCACCGGAAGCCAGACAUUUUGUUCAGGGCAUAAAACGGCAUGCCCUGCAAGAUCUCAAUCGGCAGCGAGGCAUGCUAUAUGGAGGUGGUCCUCCAACCAUGACGAACCCCAUGGCACAGAGCCUCCUUUCGAUGGAGAGCCUUGGUGAGCAGUAUCAAUCGAUCAUUCAUCCGAUUUUACAAACCCACAAUCUGUCCAACUCGCAACAGUUGGGCUUGUCAUUGACUUUGGGUGGGCUCGGAUCGCCACCUCCAGUUCCACCGCCCACUUCGGCCCCCCAUCUGCCCGCGGAUCAUCUUCAGCAAUUCAAUGUGCAAUCACACUAUCAAUACAACUCUCCUACGUCGUUCGAUUUCGAACGGAUGCUGCAGCAAAAUCUCACCGAUGGUAGCACAGCACCCCUCAGGAGCACGUUCCUGCAUGACAUCAAUGAGAAUGACGACGAUGAGAAUGGUGGUAUGGGGGAAGCGGGGGCAAGCCAAAUUUAUACAUCUAGUCAAGCUGCUGGCACGUUUGGUGGUGAUCCUCGUACGACGAUGAGUUUCAGUACCCGAGGCGGUAUGAGCAAACGCGAGGGACCUGCUGAAGGUUCCCGCAAUGGACUUCUAUCAAGUCUGUACGGGGAGAGUAUAAGCUCUCAACCACCGUCGCACGAGGUAACGGCAGCGGAUAUGUGUCUUAGUACUUUGUACCUGCACGAGUUGCAUCACAAUCAUAUGCGACGUCGCGGUGGCAGUCUUCGAACCGAGGCAGCGCAAAGACAACUGUGGCAGCGGCCUCACCAGCAGCAAUCACCAUCGGUUGUGUUUCCCGGGUCCAGCGUGUCCGGCUCAACGUCGGCAGCUGCAGCAGCAUCAAGUUCCACAUCGGCAGCCGCCGAAAGGACACCACUACUCGGUAGCAAAAAGUCAUAGCAAAACGCCGAGUGGGUCUAACGAUAGGAUAUAACGUUAUAGUUCCACAAGUUCUAGACAAAGUGAUAUGGAUUAUAAGGCAAAAUCAGGGACGGAUUGUCCCCCAAUGUGUUGCCCUACUUCGUAAGUGUGAAUGUUAGAGUAUGUGUUUAUUGGUAGCUAUGUCCUCCGCAAAGGAUUCUGGCACUUUGUGUUUUCUGAAAAGUGAAAGCAGAGCACACACAAACACACGUUCGAAUCACUAAUUUUAAGUAGGAAAUCAUUUUUAAAUUAUAUUUUGGACGAAACUACUUAUCCGCACACAUCCGUUGAUAUAAUCGUCCUCUAUUUCGGUCGGAAGUGCAGAUACCGCAAUGGAACCGGUUGGGCAAAUUUUUAUUGGUCUAUCUUUGUAAAUAGGCGACGCAAAAUUUUGAAAAUAAUAAAUUACACAGAACAGAUGUAUUUAUAGAAUGAA